AUGAAGGAUCGAACUAUCAUCUCAACAGCCAUUCCAUACAUCACUGACCAGUUCCAUUCAAUCGACGACAUUGGCUGGUACGGAAGUGCAUACAUGCUGACGAAUUGUUCCUUUCAACUUUUCUACGGACGAAUUUACAAAUUUUAUUCUACCCGGAACGUUUUCUUCCUUGCAGUUGGUCUGUUUGAAGUGGGCUCUGCAGUAUGCGGCUCUGCUCCAAACUCUACUGCGUUGAUCGUUGGUCGUGCUAUCGCGGGAGCUGGAUCUGCCGGUAUGUUGGCAGGCGUCAUGCAGAUAUUGGUUCACACUGUUCCUCUUGCAAAGCGACCAGUAUAUACCGGUGUCCUCAGCAGCAUGUCUGGAAUUGCUUCUGUGGUCAGCCCGAUCCUGUCAGGUGUUUUUACCCAGAAGGUGUCGUGGCGGUGGUGCUUCUAUAUCAACCUACCAUUUGCCGCCAUCUCGAUCGUCACUGUUUUCUUUCUGGUGAAAACACCGCCGCCCCGUGAGCAGAAUUUGUCUUUCCGACAAAAGAUUGCCUGUCUUGACCUUCACGGAAUCGUUCUAUUUCUUCCUUGUGUCGUCUGCCUGAUUCUCGCUCUACAAUGGGGAGGCACCACCUACUCUUGGCACGAUGUUCGCAUCAUCGGAUUAUGGGUUGUCUUCGGAGUGACAUUGAUUGCAUGGCUGGGUGUCCAGGUGUGGAAGAAAGAAGCUGCAACGGUCCCGGGAAGAGUCUUUUUCCAGCGUAGCGUCCUUGCAGGGUUCUUUUUCUCCAUUAGCUUCAUCUCAUCCAUGAUGCUCCUGGUAUACUAUAUCCCAACAUGGUUCCAGGCUAUCAAAGGUGACUCACCAGUAGAUGCUGGCCUAUCAUUUUUGCCGUUCAUCCUUGGCCUCAUGACUGCUGCUACCAUCGGUGGCUUUGUCACGCAGAAAAUCGGAUAUUACGUCCCAACGAUGAUUUGUGCUUGUGUUCUGUCUAGCGUUGGAACUGGACUAUUGACGAGCUCGUUCCAGCCCAGCACAGACCGUCCACACUGGAUAGGCCUCCAAGUUCUCUGUGGCUUUGGCGUAGGCCUCGGGAUUCAACAACCAAUUCUUGCAGCUCAAACAGUGCUUCCACCGCCUGAUAUCUCCACCGGGAUUGCAAUCAUGUUUUUUGGGCAACAACUCGGUGGCACCAUUUUUCUUCAAGUUGCGGAAACUGUCUUCAGCCAUGUGCUCAAGAGUGGUCUAUAUGGCCUUAAGGGGCUGAGCGUGGACGACGCCAACGCCAUAGCGAGGGCGGGUGCGACUGAAUUCCGAACCAUGGUUUCUCCAUCUAUGGUAGUGGACGUGGUGAAAGUCUACCAUCGCGCCAUAACUCAUACAUGGUAUAUCUCGCUAGCUCUCACUUGCACCGCGAUUAUUCCUACGCUAUUCAUGGAAUGGAGAAGCAUCAAAACCAAGAAGAGUGGGCCCGGGGCCAUUUCCGAUAAACAGGGUCCGGUCGGAGGAUCCUCGGCAGCGGCGCCCGCCGUAGAUCGGCUUCCGCCGACAGGAAAGGAUGAUAGGCCAGACUUUCCUCAUAAGGUGUGA
Messenger RNA from Penicillium canariense, 1575 nucleotides. Its product is annotated as MDR family MFS transporter. Lineage: Eukaryota; Fungi; Ascomycota; Eurotiomycetes; Eurotiales; Aspergillaceae. The transcript is spliced from 2 exons. The record is from RefSeq and is a predicted model, not a curated record. The coding region runs from base 1 to 1575 and encodes 524 amino acids. Gene Ontology annotation, biological process: transmembrane transport. Gene Ontology annotation, molecular function: transmembrane transporter activity.